AUGUUCCAGAGUCAGGCCUCCUCUCAGUUCUCCGAGCACUAUCCCUCAUCGGCUCUUGAGGAUAAUCCGCAAGACACCCUCUCCUUCUUCACAUCUAAUAGGCUAUUCAAUGUCGACGGACACGAAACGCCAAUUUCCACUCCUGACGUGAGCCUACUCCGACCGGUGAUUCCUCCUGCUUUCCCAGAAACACUCGAACGCGUUAGUCCUCCUAAAAGGAAGGACUAUAUCCUCUGGACUGAAAUGGCGAAUGAGGAUUUUAUCGACCACUUCUACCAGGUCGCUGCUAUCCAGGAUGGGUCCCCUAAGGUAAUAUACAAGCAUUACGACCGUAUCCUUGCCCAUCCUGCCGAUAAACGCCGGGGAACAUCUACCAUGAAUAGGCAUUGUUCGCAAAUAGGUGCCUGUCGGAGAAGACCGACUCAGUCGCAAGAUAUCAGAAAGGCUAUCAAGAACGGGAUAGAAAGGUUAAUUACCUUCAUUGCUGCCUCGCGGCUGCCCUUCCAGCUCAUUGAGCAUCCUGAAUUUCGCGCCCUUCUUGAGAUGGUCCGGCUUGCUCCUUGCUUCCCCGAAAUCCCUACUGCAACUACAGUCCGCCGUCAUCUUCAAGAAAUCGUGGAAGAACGCCAAUACACUCUUCUGCAGAAGCUCCCUGAUGGUGCUAGGCUCUCUAUUGCAUUAGAUUGCUGGACCUCACCCUUUCGCCAAGCUUUUAUAGCAAUAACGGGCUAUUUCAUUGACCAAGAGUGGAACUACCGUGAGCUCUUACUUGGCUUUAAACCUCUAUAUGGCUCGCAUACAGGUGCCUAUCUAAGCACUGUUCUGCUUGACCUUCUAGAGAAGCACCGGAUUACUAAGAGGGUGUUGACUAUUACCACUGACAACGCAUCUAAUAACGGUACAUUGCUAGGUAGCCUUCAGGAGGCUAUCGACUCCCUAGAGCUACCUCGUAGUAUACCGGUUAUUCGUAUACCAUAUAUUGCGCAUGUUAUACAGCUCAGUUUGAAGGAGCUUCUUAGUCAGAUGGACGCGAACCCGCCAAACGAGAGGGAAGAGAUCGAAUGGACCGAGAGAGGGCAUAUAGCUCGGCAAGAGAAUAGAACGAUCGUGGAUACUCUGAAUAAGGUUCGGAAGGUAGCAGUCUAUAUUAACAAAAGUCCUCAGCGCCGCGAGAGCUUCAUAAGGCUUCAGACAAAAGAGCCAAAGCUUAUGCCUAUACAAGAUAUUAAGACACGGUGGAAUUCAACGUUCCUUAUGCUUCGGCGUGCUAAGCGGUUACAGUCUGCCUUUGAUGAUUUCUGUCGACAGGUUGACUAUCUUCUGUCAAUCACCUAUCCCUUCUUCAAAUUCACCUCGUCUCUUUCAGCAACUACAGAUAUAACUAUUCACAACGUCUUUGGUAUCUAUAACGCCCUGUUCACACACAUUGAUAAGGCGAAAGCGCAGCUCGCGCGGAAGAAGGUUGGUUAG
Molecule: messenger RNA, 1470 nt
Organism: Penicillium daleae
Lineage: Eukaryota; Fungi; Ascomycota; Eurotiomycetes; Eurotiales; Aspergillaceae
Exons: 5
Coding region: 1-1470 (489 amino acids)
Source: RefSeq, a predicted model, not a curated record